ACUAGUUUAAAUGGUGGGGGCACUUUGUUUUCUUUUCUUGUUCCAUACACAAAUAUUUUAUCAUUUACUUCCCAACCUGAAAAAACUCUUCGAAAACCAUAAUUCAGUUUCCACUCUAUCGCCAUUUUUUUUUGCUGCCCUCUUCUAUAGUUACUAGAUUUGUCAGCAGCCGUAUACCCAUUAAACUCGCAACUUAGUCAUAUCCAUUCAAAAAAAAAAUCCCAUAUCAAGAUUUUAUAGAGAUAUAUACUAUACAAAACAAAUGUCAAGAAUUGUAGCACAAAAUGUAUCACCAGUAAGAGAUUGUGAACCUCUUUAUGAUCGUACACAAAUGGUAGAAAUGUCUUCACCUACGUUUGGUCAGUUGUUAAAGAACGUUGGUGAUGUCACCGGUGAUGAAACUCCGGUACAUCAAGUUCUUAUCAUGGAACCUCACUUACAACACUCGAUUCCGUUCGUGUUGUCGUUUAGCAACCUCACCUACAGAGUAAAAAGUCGCCGGAAAGUUGCUUUUCCGGUGAUCAGUCGUCGCACUGAGGAAACAACCACGUGUCGUACGAAGGUGCUUUUGAACGACAUAUCAGGUGAGGCGCGUGAUGGUGAGCUCCUUGCGGUGCUAGGCGCGUCUGGUUCGGGGAAAUCAACGUUGAUCGAUGCGUUAGCGAAUCGUAUAGCGAAGGAGAGUUUAAAAGGAGCUAUAACAUUGAACGGAGAAACAUUACAUUCGAAGUUGUUGAAAGUUAUAUCAGCUUAUGUAAUGCAAGAUGAUCUUCUUUAUCCAAUGCUUACAGUGGAAGAGACGUUAAUGUUUGCUGCUGAGUUUCGUCUUCCACGUACCCUCUCGAAAUCGAAGAAGAAAGCUAGGGUUCAAGCUUUAAUCGAUCAGUUAGGACUAAGAAACGCUGCCAAAACUAUAAUCGGCGAUGAAGGACACCGUGGAGUGUCUGGUGGUGAAAGAAGGCGAGUCUCAAUUGGGAUUGAUAUCAUUCAUGAUCCAAUUAUUCUCUUUCUUGAUGAACCUACAUCUGGACUCGAUUCCACAAGUGCGUUCAUGGUAAUAAAAGUUCUUCAACGAAUCGCGCAAAGUGGAAGUAUUGUGAUCAUGUCUAUUCAUCAGCCAAGUUACCGAAUUCUUGGUUUACUUGACCGAUUGAUUUUCUUGUCACACGGACAAACUGUUUACAGUGGUUCGCCGUUGAAUUUACCUCAGUAUUUCGCGGAUUUUGGACAUCCAAUUCCGGAAAAUGAAAACAGAACAGAGUUCGCGCUUGAUUUAAUACGCGAACUCGAAGGUUCACCUAGUGGAACAAAAACACUAGUUGAUUUCAACAGAACGUGGCAAGAUACCAAAAGGAGUAGCAGUAGUAGUACUAAUCAGAAUUUUGAAGCAACGCCAACCAGAUACCAUUUAUCACUAAAGGAAGCAAUAAGUGCAAGUAUUUCUAGAGGGAAAUUGGUUCCUGGUGCAACAAAUAAUGCUGCUAAUCCUACUUCUAUGGUUCCAACUUUUGCAAAUCCAAUAUGGACCGAAUUGGCGGUGUUAUCAAAGCGAUCAUUCACAAACUCAUGGCGUAUGCCGGAGAUUUUUGCAGUCCGUUUCGGGGCAGUCAUGGUCACGGGUUUCAUCCUUGCGACCAUGUUCUGGAGACUUGACAAUUCCCCUAAAGGCGUAAGGGAACGCCUUGGAUUCUUCGCGUUCGCGAUGUCAACAACUUACUACACAUGUGCGGAUGCGUUGCCCGUUUUUAUACAAGAAAGGUACAUUUUCAUGAGGGAAACAGCGUACAACGCAUACCGGAGAUCGUCUUAUUGCCUCUCUCAUGCUUUGGUUUCGAUACCAGCGUUGAUAUUCCUAGCUUUAUCAUUCGCGGCCUUGACAUUCUGGGCUGUUGGCCUAGACGGUGGAGCUUCGGGCUUUUUGUUCUACUUUUUUGUCAUCUUGGCUUCGUUUUGGGCGGGGAAUUCAUUCGUUACGUUCCUCUCAGGCAUCGUCCCUCAUGUCAUGCUCGGAUACACAAUCGUCGUAGCAAUUCUUGCAUACUUCCUCUUAUUCAGCGGAUUCUUCAUGAACCGUGAUAGAAUCCCUUCUUACUGGAUCUGGUUCCAUUAUCUCUCCCUUGUGAAGUACCCGUACGAAGCUGUGUUACAGAACGAAUUCCACGACCCCACGAAAUGUUUUGUUCGUGGGGUCCAAUUGUUCGAUAACAGCCCACUCGGGGCUGUGCCCAAUUCGUUAAAGGAGAAGCUGUUAGGCAGUAUAAGCAGAACGUUGAACGUAAGGAUAACAAGUUCCACAUGUGUGACUACUGGUGCAGAUAUACUAGUGCAACAAGGAAUCACUCAGCUAAACAAAUGGAGUUGCCUGUGGGUAACAAUUGCAUGGGGAUUUUUCUUUAGGAUUUUGUUUUAUUUCUGCUUAUUGUGGGGAAGUAAGAACAAGAGAAGGUAAUAAUAGCUAGUGAAUAAUAUCAUAAAAUAGUGUGCUCGAAGAUACUUUUGAAUACCUUUUUUUUUGUUGGUAAUUCACUACAAGUUGUUUCAAAGUUGGAUUUUAGGUGUAAAGUUGUUGCAGUUUGAAAUUUAAUAGAAGCAAAUGACUAUAGCUUCAUGGCUGA
Messenger RNA from Lycium ferocissimum, 2615 nucleotides. RefSeq names its product ABC transporter G family member 6-like. Gene Ontology annotation, cellular component: membrane. The record is from RefSeq and is a predicted model, not a curated record. The transcript is spliced from 2 exons. NCBI's taxonomy places the organism in Eukaryota, Viridiplantae, Streptophyta, Magnoliopsida, Solanales, Solanaceae. Gene Ontology annotation, molecular function: ABC-type transporter activity; ATP hydrolysis activity; ATP binding. The coding region runs from base 263 to 2449 and encodes 728 amino acids.